Hemiscyllium ocellatum (epaulette shark) is the source of this 1266-nucleotide messenger RNA. RefSeq names its product calcium-activated potassium channel subunit beta-2 (gene s100p). Gene Ontology annotation, molecular function: calcium-activated potassium channel activity; potassium channel regulator activity. Bases 30 to 941 code for a protein of 303 amino acids. Gene Ontology annotation, biological process: potassium ion transport; detection of calcium ion. Lineage: Eukaryota; Metazoa; Chordata; Chondrichthyes; Orectolobiformes; Hemiscylliidae. The transcript has 6 exons. Gene Ontology annotation, cellular component: membrane; voltage-gated potassium channel complex. The record is from RefSeq and is a predicted model, not a curated record.
CAAAGUUGAAACCAGAGACAAGUUACAACAUGCUGAGAGAUAAAACAAACUUCUUUCUUAAGGACCCUCAAAAGAAACUAGGGUCCCUCCGGCACAAUGUGAUUUCCUCCUCUUCAGUGAGAUAUACUAGUAGUCGCUCCGAGCCUACGAUGUUUCUGUGGUCCAGUAAACAACACAGAGAGCAACAAGAAAGUGAUGUAACUAUAUCCAGACGUGCAGAAUUACAGAAUUGCCACUGCACAGUAGGAGGCUAUUUGGCCCACCGUGUUUGUGCUGGUUCUCGAAAUUACAAAAAGGCAACAGGACAUGAAGCUCAGGAGAAAUGUAAAAUGGUGUCUGCCCUGAAAGCAGGAGAGGACAGGGCCAUAUUUCUGGGCCUGGGAAUGCUGGUCUGCUCGAUAGUGGUUGCAUUCCUUUUAGGAUCAAGAGUAGUCCAAUCCCGCAAGGACAGUGUUUGGACAGAAGAAUCAACAUGUACUGUCCUUGAAACCAGAAUUGCAAAUUGUAAGAAAUGCAUACACAACUGCAUAUCAAAAUGUUGGAAGCCAUCAGAGUAUCCUUGCGUGCAGAUAUAUGUCAAUCUAUCCUCAACAGGGUCAAGGGUUCUGCUACACCACACACAAGAAAGUGUACAUUUUAAUCCUGAGUGUUUCUGUGCUACAAAGUGUAGUAGGAAUCGUUCAGAAACUGAAAGGCUCAUAGCUUCUAUUACAGACAAUAGCACACAAUUCCAGCCUAUUUCUUUUCCUUGUUACUAUGACCCAGAAGGACGACAAACUAAUGUUCUCUUGACAAGGUUUGAUUUGUCUAAAGCUGUGUUACAUUCAUCUUUUUGGCCUACUUGUAUAUUUCUUGGUGGAAUUGUAAUUAUUGCCAUGGUAAAACUGACACAGUAUCUGUCUCUGCUUAAUGAACAGUCACAGGUGAGAAAAAAAUGCUAAUUUUCUCCAAAGUUUCUUAAGAAUUUACAUGUCAAAAUGUUACCAGAAAAAGAAUUUAUUUUCUCUGUUACACAUUAUUAAAUACAUUUUACUAGAAUGUCUGUUGAUUAAAUAUGUAAAGUACACUUAAAGUAUUUCCAUAAUUAAAUAAUAAUUUAGAAAUGUAUUACUAAUUUGCACAGUGAUAACUGAAGUCACAGAUACUGAUUAGCAAAACAAGAGAUGUUAAUACGUGAAAAAGAGUCACACUCUUAGAAUGAGCUAAGGUGAAAGCAGUGCCUGCAAACACUGAGUUAAAGCUGAUGUAUUAAACCUAAUAAUUAUC